CCAUUCAUUUUCCAUAAGAAAGAUAAGCUGCCCAACAAGUAUUUGUUUGGCGUGAAAUAGAAUUUCUUGCAGUGGUGGAAAAUCUUGUCUGUAGAAUGGCCAGUCGCGCUGCUGCAGUGCUGGGGUUGAUGACCCUGACGGCAAUGUUCAUGGGCCAGGCUUCUGAAGCGCUGGUUUUCGCAUUUUCUAAUCACGCGCAAGGAACCACUGGUGGCAACAGAUUCGAUCAAGAGAUCGGCCAGAGUGGAGCAUUUGAAAUUAUGGACUCCUCCACUAAAUUUAUCUGGAACACCUUCCACCAGAAUUCGGCUGCAGAUAGGAAGAAUGUGGACAAGGUUACUCUCAUCGUCGAAAGCAUGGACGGCGUUGCAUAUACCAGUGCGGACGAAAUUCACCUGAGUUCAGAUUAUGUGGGCAACUACGGAGGGGACGUAAAGGCAGAGAUUCGGGGAGUUUUGUACCACGAAAUGACUCACGUGUGGCAGUGGAACGGGCAGGGAAAAGCCCCCGGUGGGCUCAUUGAAGGCAUUGCAGACUAUGUGCGCCUCACUGCAGGGUUGGCUCCUUCCCACUGGGUUAAGCCUGGCACUGGAGACAAAUGGGACCAUGGUUAUGAUGUUACUGCCUACUUCUUGCAGUAUUGUGACAGUAUUAGAUCUGGAUUUGUUGCUGACAUAAAUGCUAAAAUGGCUUCCGGAUGGGACUUGGGCUUCUUUAAUGAUCUCACUGGUAAAUCUGUUGAUCAGCUUUGGAGUGACUAUAAAUCUAAGUACGCUGCUUCCGGUUAAACGGUAGUUUUGUCUGUCUUCAAUGGCUAACAACGUCAAAUAAGUGAACUCCAAAUGGGAAUUGUAAAUUCUUCCCCAGAAAAGGAUAAAGGGGUUCCAUCUCUAAAUAAAAUUAAGUUGGAUCUGUUUCUUCUAA
Cryptomeria japonica (Japanese cedar) is the source of this 924-nucleotide messenger RNA. RefSeq lists its product as uncharacterized. NCBI's taxonomy places the organism in Eukaryota, Viridiplantae, Streptophyta, Pinopsida, Cupressales, Cupressaceae. The coding region runs from base 96 to 788 and encodes 230 amino acids. The transcript has a single exon. The record is from RefSeq and is a predicted model, not a curated record.